AUGCCCAGGUCAAAGGAAAGUAAAGAAACUAAAGAGAGUGACGAGUACGUCAUAAAUUUAGAAAAAAUGUUAGGACAAAUUGCAGAGGGCAUGUUGAGUUUACAGUCAGCAGUAGGAGUGUUGGCUUCUAAUAUACAAAAAUCCAAUUCAGAUGCUAGUACUGACAAAAAUCAGGCUAAUUUAAAUAGUUCUAAAGAUGUUUUGCAUGAUAGGUCAUAUCUUGUUAAUUGGAGGGAACUAGGGGGAAGUAAUUUAACUUUUUAUCCAAACAGUAAGUGCCAUCCAAUGCAGUUUUUGAAAAAAUUAAAUAAGAUUUUUGAGGAAGCCGGUGUGCCGGAAGAACGUAAAAUGAGUUUAGCUACAGGGUGUUUAAGAGGUACCGCGGCGGAUUGGGUAGCUGUAAAGGAACCUUCUUUAAAAACAUAUGAGGAGUUUGUACAUUCUUUUAAGAGUAGAUUUUGGGGUAUUGACAAACAACGCGAAUUAUUUUUAGAAAUACAGUACGGGCGUUUUGAGUCAGGUAACCGAUCUGAGUACUUUUUGAAUUUGAUUAAUCAGGCAAGUUUUUUGCAAGAGAAAAUUUCUGAUAAAGAUUUAAUCGAAAAAAUUUCCAAACACUUUCCUACCGAAGUACGCAGGGGCAUUAUUACACAGGGUUUAAAUACAAUCGACAGUGUCGAAGAAUAUCUCCGGAAAAUUGACGACACUUAUGAUGAAAAAUCAAACGAUAUUAGUAGGGCGGUAAAUAGAAACAAUUUCGCACCUAAUAAUAACAGUAGUAAUAGGAGAUAUAUUCCGAAUAAUAGUAAUCAAAAUAGAGAUAGAGAUAACAAUGUUCAAAACGACAGGAACGAAUCUGCAAAUCAGAGACGUCAAGUUAACUUAAUUACGCAAUUUAAUAAGAGUACCGAAAAUUUGUUAUGUGUUGAAGAGGAACAAAUAAAUAAAUGUGAUGUGAUUAUGCCAAUAAUACAGGGAAAAAUCGGGAACAAUGAAACCGGUAUAUUAAUAGAUAGCGGCAGCGAGAUAUCCGCAGUAGCUGAAGAUUAUUUUAAUACUAUUAAGGACGAUGUUAGGGCACCAGUACUACCAGUGGCAGGCGUUACUAUUUCGCUAGCAGUAGGAGAAAUAAUAGAAAAGGUGAAACGACCGCCACCUUUAAUAAGGCCGUCUGUGAGCAAAGGCGCUGCACCCCCGGAGGCGAUAAAUAUCAUGCGUCAAUGCUGGGCUGAGCAGCCCGAAAUGAGGCCGGACUUCAACACUGUCCACGAACACUUUAAAAAACUGAAUCAUGGAAGAAAAGUCAACAUCGUCGACACAAUGUUUCAGAUGCUAGAGAAAUAUUCGAAUAACCUUGAAGAACUUAUAAGGGAAAGAACCGAACAGCUAGACAUAGAGAAGAAAAAGACUGAACAAUUAUUAAACAGAAUGUUACCCAGUUACGUCGCUGAAAAGCUAAAGCUCGGAAUGCCAGUCGACCCAGAGGAAUUCGAAGAAGUCACGAUCUACUUCUCGGAUAUAGUGGGGUUUACCACCAUUUCGGCGCAUUCGACGCCCUUUCAAGUUGUCGAUUUACUAAAUGAUCUCUACACCUGCUUCGACGCCACCAUCAACGCUUACAACGUUUACAAAGUUGAAACCAUCGGAGACGCUUACAUGGUGGUGGGUGGUCUACCUGUGCGAAUUCCAGACCACGCUGAGCAGGUUGCAACUAUGGCUCUCGACUUACUCCAUCAAAGCGGAAGAUUUCGCAUAAGACACUUACCAGGAACUCCCCUUCGAUUAAGGAUAGGACUUCACACGGGUCCGUGUUGCGCUGGAGUUGUUGGCCUUACGAUGCCUAGAUAUUGCCUCUUUGGGGAUACUGUAAACACAGCAUCCAGAAUGGAAUCAACAGGUUCAGCUUGGAGAAUCCACCUCUCUCAGGCUACAAAAAUUCGUCUGGAAAGGGCUGGUGGUUAUCAGAUUGAAUACAGAGGACCUACAGAAGUUAAGGGGAAGGGUACCAUGGACACAUAUUGGUUACUGGGAAAAGCUGGUUUUGAUAAACCGCUUCCCGAUCCACCAUCAAUCGAGGAAUCUCACGGAUUAGACGAGAGCCUUAUCAUUAGCAAGUCGAUAACUCAUAACCAUUAUGAGGAUUCCGGUGACACCAUUUCUCUGGAGUCCAAGCACCAAGCAAGCAGCGGUGGCGACGAUUACUGCAAUAAGUCUCCGAACACUAAUCCCUCUUUUAUUAAAAAUAUGGAGUACUCGAAGUUCUCAACGCUGGCGAAAACUAUUGACGACCCAGGAUCGAGAUCCGACUAUCACAUGGUAAAGAGCACUUCCAGUGACGCCCCAGCGUCUCUAGGUACGCCAGUAUCUGCUUCAGAAGUAGCAGCUGCUCUCCUUGGCGCCUCCACAAACUCCCUUUGCGGUUACAGGCGUCAUAGAAAGAUAGAAGAAGAGGAUCUGAGUACACCUUAUAACCAUUACAAGUGUUUGAGUCCUAAGCACAAGGUCGGCAAGUUGCUCAGAAGACAGUUUAGUCUCGACAGGACUGAGGAAUGCACAAGGGUAGAUGAAACAUUACAUAUGUUGUUUUCCAUCAGUCCGAGGCUGUGCAAACAGAAUUCGGCAGGGGCGGCAGAUUUAGAAAAAAUUGAAGAGGUCCCAUUAAGGAUUCCCUCGACGUCUCCCAGCAGUGUGUCUCCCAUUCAGUGCACUUUAUCUAUAUCAGUAGACUCCUUAAUACACUAA
This is a messenger RNA of Anoplophora glabripennis (Asian longhorned beetle), 2742 nucleotides long. RefSeq lists its product as uncharacterized. Gene Ontology annotation, biological process: cGMP biosynthetic process; intracellular signal transduction; proteolysis. Gene Ontology annotation, molecular function: guanylate cyclase activity; aspartic-type endopeptidase activity; peptide receptor activity. NCBI's taxonomy places the organism in Eukaryota, Metazoa, Arthropoda, Insecta, Coleoptera, Cerambycidae. Bases 1 to 2742 code for a protein of 913 amino acids. The record is from RefSeq and is a predicted model, not a curated record. The transcript has 10 exons.